UUUGCGUCGCGAUCAAAAUCGUUUCGGGGAUAACCUGAUUUUUUGAUCGUGGUUUUUGCAAUCUUUUCCGCCUUAAAAGAUUGUAAGAGAAGAUAUUAGUUGACAAAGAGUAGGAAAAUUGUCUGGCAAAGAAAAACGUAUGAAAGAAAUCAAGGUAUGAAUCAACUACACAAUGAACAUCAGCCGGGGUAGUAAUAUAUAUGUCAUCGUAGUCCUUCUGUUGCUACUUCUAGUCCAAGUCGGUUCUAGCCUCUGGCCAGCGAUUCUGGGUGAGCCUAAAGACGUAGCAGUAACGCCAAGUACCACAGGGCCAACCGCGUUCACAAUCCUCUGUCUCAAGUCUCAGGGUUCGUCAGUGGCUUGGUUUUUUAACGGAAGACCGGUGGACAUCCGUAAUCGGGACUUCAGGGUAAUAAGUGAUGGGUCUCUUCACGCAAAGAAUGCGGUCAAAGAAAGAGACGAAGGGUCUUAUUACUGCCUGGUGUCCAGCGGAAACAGAGCGAUUCGUAGGAGAAGAGCAACGGUGAAAUUUUCUUAUCUUAAUCCAUUUACUAUCCGCGACAAGGUGGUCUCCAAGGACGAAGGAGAUUUCCUCUCCAUAAAGUGCAUGGCUCCUAACUCUUUUCCACACCGUACCAUCCAGUGGUCAAAGGAGGUAAAUGGGAAAAAACAGCCAGUGAGGUCGUCUUCGCAUCUGACAAUAAGCGAAGCCAAGGACUUACAUUUUGCAUAUUUGGAAAGGUCAGACUCUGGAGUGUAUAUGUGCACUGUAACAAACCUCUUCAUCCUGAACAGUGUGGAGAGACAAGUUUCUCUACUCGUAGAACCAGCGACAAAUCAGCUUCACAAGCCACCUAGAGUUGCCGAUGACUUUAGUAUUCCAAAGACAGCCUUCAAAGGAGAGAAAUUUGUCCUGGAAUGUAUCGUUUACGGAAACUAAACCAGAGUGGAUAAUAAAGCCAAAAGACAUUACAUCUGGCUCUAACAGCACAAUCACUUUGCCCUGUGUUGCUUUUGGUAUACCAAACAUAAGAUACAUAUGGUAUCGAAACGGCAAACCGAUUGUAGGGACAAACAGACAUGAAAUUACACUGGGAAAUUUGACUAUCAAAGACUUGAGGCCUCACGAUAAUGGAAUCUAUCAGUGCUUCGUCGGAAACAAACAUGGCCAAUUACAUGCUGAUAUUAAGCUAACUGUCUCAGAGGUUCCUGCCGGCUUUGGCCCAGGGAGUAAAGCGCCACAACGAGCCCAAAGUGCCCUCAUACAUUCAAGUGUUGAGCUAAUAUGUAACCCAACUGGAGAACCUAAGCCCGUCGUACGCUGGCGAUUUGGCGCCGCUUAUCUACAAAGUAAAGGAAGGUUUCAUAUUUCAUCCAACGGAAACUUAAGGAUCACUAACGUUACCAAAUCCGAUUCUGGGGAGUACAUUUGCGAAGCUUCCAACACACUGGGUAAAGCCUCGAGAAAGGGAAUCGUCAAUGUUGUCGAACACAUCGUCGAAACUAAAAACAUGGACCAGACGAUGACAGCUGUCCUAGGCGAGAACAUCAGAUUUCUAUGCGGCGUUAGAUCAAUCAGCAAAAUAGAGGUUACCUUCAAAUGGCUAAAAUUUUUUACCCAUGAAAUCGUGUCAAGUUCGCGCGUGAGAAAAACAAGAACAGAUAUCAGGAACAGUAUGUUAUCAACAAGUGAUCAGAGAGGAUACUUGAAGAUCAGUAGAGUUCAAUACAGGGACGCUGGGCCUUACUCCUGCGAAAUAAGGGGCAAUAACAAUAAACUGAUCGCCAAAAAGAUGGUCCUCUUGAAGGUUAAAGGUCCUCCUGAUCCACCGACAGAUGUGAACAUCAGUGAAGGACACGCUAAAGGCGAACAUGUCAACGUCACAUGGAUCCUUGGAAAAGCGAACAGCAGUCCGAUAAAAAAAGUUGUUAUUGAGUACACGACCCAGUUUUCUCCAAAGAAAUGGCAAGUCACUGCUGAGGAAUCUGAACCUCGGAAAGGAUGGGCACAGAUUGCAUUGUCUCCAUAUGUAAAAUAUAUUUUCCGAGUCAUUGCGGUCAACGACGUCGGGAAAAGCAACGCCAGCGCUCCGUCCAUUAGCUUCCAGGCACCACCAGCAGCUCCAACAAGGUAUCCUCUUAACUUGACGGGUGAGGGAACAAACUCAACUACCCUAAAGAUCACGUGGACACCCAUCUCGCCCUUACACUACAAUGGACCAGGUUUCUACUACAUUGUUUAUCACAAAAGAACGGACAACAAAGAGCAGCCGAUAAGAGACGAGGUCAGAAAAGGCUCCUCUUUCUCUAUCACCGGCACUGAUUACUACGUGAAAUACACGAUCCAAAUACAAGCAGCAAACAACAUCGGCUUUGGACCACUGAGUCCAGCUGUUAUCGCUUUCUCAGGAGAAAAAGUACCGGUGGGAGCCCCCCGGGACCUUGAUGUCCGUAUUACAUCUCCUAAUUCAGCUUAUGCAACAUGGACGGGCGUCCCUAAAACGAGAGAGACCGCCCGUGGCAAAUUGUUAGGGUAUAAGGUGUAUUUCUGGAAAGCGCCGAGUGGUCAAACCCCCUACCAAGCUGAGGUCGAGACAACAAUUGAAACAUCUGUCAGUCUACAUCUACAACCUUACACAUCGUACAGAUUUCAAGUUGUUGCUUACAACAGAAUGGGCGAUGGACCAGCAAGUAACGUCAUAGGUCCAUUGACCACACCUGAAUCAAUACCAGAUUCACCCCGGAGAUUCUCCCUUAACAUCCAUAACCAAAGCUUCAUAAUACUUCAGUGGAGCCCUCCUGAAAGAGCCAAUGGCAUCAUCUCUGACUACCAGGUAACAAUAGAGAAAGUACCAGUCACAGAAAUGACAAUGAGCGGAAAUACAAAUGACAGCAAUCCACAAAUGAGACUCCCCCUACUUGACCUGCAGGCGAGGUACAAAUUCUCAGUACUGGCUAUCAACAGAAUUGGGAAAGGUCCUCCACUGGUUGUAGAAUUUGAUCUCACAACAGCACCUCGAAUAUCUCCCCAAAAUGUGACAGCAAAUUUUGAUAAUAAAAACAAUGAGGUAGUCUUGAACUGGAGAAGUUCCUUGCAAGACAUUGAAGGAUUCCGGAUUUUUUACUGGAGUUCUGAAAGCGAUCUGCAAACCGUCGACGUUGCAAAAGAAACAAGAAGAACAGAAAUCUCUUUUGGUCUGGAGAAUGGGAAAAUUUAUCAUUUUCAGUUGGCAGCUUUUAAAAUAGUUCACGGCGGACAUUACAUAUUGGGUCCAAGAUCACAAGAAGUCACUGCAGGAAAAGAAAAUUUAAAAGCAAGAAGGACAAAGUCGACGGGAAGUUUCAUUGAUAGUCCUGGGACUUUGCUUCUGGGUUCACAGCUACUAUUCAUCAUUGGCUUCCAUUGGUUACAGGCCAGAUAGCAGUUAACGAGAUUCAGAGAUGUUAAAAAAGCAUUCCUGCGUCAAUCUCUUCGGGAGAAACCACCGUCAAAUCCCAAGAAUGAGAUGAGAUGUUCAUUUAAUCAGAACAAGUGAUUACUUAGUUCUAAAAACUACAGAUAGAAAGUUCAUCUCGUCUUUUAAACAUACUUAGACGAAACAACUGGUUUUUAGCCUCGAGCUUUGUUAAUAUAAACAAUUUUUCAGAGUCAGGGAAAAUAUAUACUCCAAAUCAAGGAGGAAGGAAAAAGAAUUCACACCAUCUUUUCGUGAACUUUUGAACGAUUUACGAAAUAUAGUUAUCAAGCUGUUUUGGAAAGUGCCAACUAUAACAUCCUCGUGAAUUUACAACGAGACGGUCCCUAAAAUGCAAUGACGUCUAUCACUUAUAAUUAAAUAUUUGAAUAUUUAUUUUAAUGUACUUUAAUUCUGAAUGAAAGUCUCAAAUUCCCCUUCUUUCUGGCUUCCUGAAAGUUCACAUCAUCUUGGGAUUACGCUGGAUUCGGAGUUUCAGUCAGGGUACAAACGUUAUUGCACUAAUCUGAUGUUGGUGGCCAAUGACCGCACCAAAGAAAAUUGGAAGUGCACUGUCAAGGGCUUUACCUAAAGCUACUACUUACAACCAUUAACGAUUUCUAUAUCCCGAAAUAGUGUUAAUUAAAACCCCACUUGUUUUAUAACAAUUCAAGGUUCGGUAUGGGUCAACCGCACAAAUUGUCAGGAAAUGUAAUAUAUGAAUUAAUUUGUAAUAGUUUUAUGAAACAUUUAAGAAAUAACGAUCAAUUAAUUAAUUAAUGUGUUUUGACACAUGAAUUUGUUUUAAAAGAAACUUUAAUGACGAUAUAGCCCAGUGCGAAAUGAUGGUCGUUAAUUAUGUUUGGGUUUUAGCCAAAUAAUGUUGUUUUAUAUUAAAGGAAAGUGUAAAAUGUAUAUCGUUCAGCAUUACAUAACUAAGCAGUUAGUUAUUGCUAUACGUACUUGUCAACGACUAGAUUUUGACUGAUCAAGCCUGAGAUGGACAUAGAUAUGGUUGCCAUAGAUGAACACAGCGGUCAAACGUCUGCGCAUGCGCGUACGUUGUAUAGCAUCCUAGUUGUCCUACAGACAACCAUACCAGCGUGGUAGGUGCGGUGUUUAAAAGCGGUCCAUUUUUUGGGGGGUGAAGCUAAAAAUAAAUCGGUUAAUCAACAAGAAAUCUAUAAUUAAGUAAGCUUUGUGUACAAAGUCUCGAGUUUUUCCUGUCCCUACUUUUGCUUCCUUCUAUAAGUUUACCUGAACAUAUUUUUCGCAUAUUUCACGUGAUAGAGGUUGCUUAUGUUUCUCUUUAAAUUUUGAGCGGGAAAUUGGCGCGCGGCCGGCCAAAGUUGACUCCCUUGUGCAUACCUGACGUUUGACCGCUGUGUCUUAUAGAUGUGUUCUAGGAUAUUCAGUCGUGUUACAGUUCAAACUUCAUUUUUUAUGCGUUUGUUAAUUUGUCAGGCAAAACCUACGAGUUUUGCUUUAGUUUGCCAGCUGAGGUAGAUAAAAAAUGCUAAUAAAAUGUUAAAAGAUA
This is a messenger RNA of Stylophora pistillata, 4992 nucleotides long. RefSeq names its product contactin-4. NCBI's taxonomy places the organism in Eukaryota, Metazoa, Cnidaria, Anthozoa, Scleractinia, Pocilloporidae. Gene Ontology annotation, biological process: cell-cell adhesion. The record is from RefSeq and is a predicted model, not a curated record. Gene Ontology annotation, molecular function: protein binding.